UUAGGGUUUUUGGCUGCCACCACCACCUCAUUGUUUUUCAUUCUCAGAGAGGCGCAGCUAGAGUUUGAGAGAGAGAGAGACACCAUGAAGACCAUCUUGUCAUCUGAGACCAUGGACAUCCCAGAUGGGGUCAAGAUUAAGGUGAACGCUAAGGUCAUCGAGGUGGAAGGCCCACGUGGCAAGCUCGUUAGAAAUUUCAAGCACUUGAACUUGGAUUUCGAUCUCAUUACUGACGAGGAAACUGGGAACCGAAAGCUGAAGAUCGACGCUUGGUUCGGCUCCAGGAAGACCUCCGCCGCCAUCCGCACCGCGCUCAGCCACGUCGAGAAUCUCAUCACCGGUGUCACCAAGGGUUACCGUUACAAGAUGAGGUUCGUUUAUGCUCAUUUCCCCAUCAAUGCCAGUAUCACCAACACCAGCAAGUCCAUCGAGAUCAGGAAUUUUCUUGGAGAAAAAAAGGUAAGGAAGGUAGAUAUGCUUGAUGGGGUCACUAUUCUCCGAUCUGAGAAGGUCAAGGAUGAGCUUGUACUGGAUGGGAAUGACAUCGAACUGGUCUCUCGUUCUGCUGCCUUGAUAAACCAGAAGUGCCACGUGAAGAACAAGGAUAUCCGGAAAUUCCUUGAUGGCAUAUAUGUCAGUGAGAGGGGGACCAUCGUAGAGGAGCAGUAAUUGUAAUUGUAAUUGAUCAAAAUUUUUGAAAAGUUAUCUUUAAAAUGCCUAGGUUUGAAUCAUAUAGCUUUUGGUAGUUGGACCAUAAUUUUUGUUUUGAAUGGUUUUACCCAGCUUUUGUGGACAAAGGUUUUCUGCUCAAGAUGUGUCAAUUUUACUCAAACAAUGGUGUUGUAAUGUAUGAAUCUUAACCUAAGCAAGGCCCAUGUGUGAUGCAUGAAGGGCAUUCAGUGGAUGGUUCCACAAACA
Quercus robur (English oak) is the source of this 918-nucleotide messenger RNA. Its product is annotated as 60S ribosomal protein L9. Lineage: Eukaryota; Viridiplantae; Streptophyta; Magnoliopsida; Fagales; Fagaceae. Gene Ontology annotation, cellular component: cytosolic large ribosomal subunit; ribosome. The record is from RefSeq and is a predicted model, not a curated record. The transcript has 3 exons. Gene Ontology annotation, molecular function: structural constituent of ribosome; rRNA binding. Bases 85 to 669 code for a protein of 194 amino acids. Gene Ontology annotation, biological process: cytoplasmic translation.